AUGCUUCACGACACUGGCAGGAACGAAGCUUAUGCCAAUGCACUCCGCGCACUCUCCGCACCACCCGAGCUCGUGCUCGAUUUAGGUGCUGGCACCGGGCUACUGGCCGGUUUAGCAUGCCAGGAAUUUCCUUCAACACGUGCAGUGGCUUGCGAGGUCUACGCCGCAUGCGCGGAUGUGGCCCGGCAAGUGCUUGAAGAGAACGGCCUGCACCAAAGAGUUCGGGUCGUGAACAAAGUCGCCAGCGACUUGGAGGUCGGCGUGGACCUUCCGCAGCGGGCGGACGUCUGCGUCUUUGAGCUUUUCGACUCACAGCUUCUUGGGGAGAGCAUCUUGCCGAUUCUGCGAGAUGCGCAGGCGAGACUGCUGCAGCCGAGUUGCACGUUUGUUCCUCGUCGGGUCACUGUGCGAGCAAUGCUGGUAACAUGUCCGGCCGUGGCUGCCUGCGACCUCCCAGAGCUCCGUGGCGCCCCGUGGCCAUUGGCCCUGGGGCAGCUGGGUCUCAGCUUGACCGGCAACGACAAAGACGCAGCGGUUCGAGGGCUCUCCGAACCAUGGGAUGCCUUCGCCAUCGACUUUGGCAGCUUGCCCUCGAGCUGCCCACGAUCAGCACCUGCCACGGUCCGCGCAUCCCAUGCGGGCGUGGCACAUGCUGUCGCGUGGUGGUGGGAGCUGGACAUGGGAGGUGGCUACACACACAGCAGCUGGACCGAUGCCUGCAGCUCGGAGGAGCAUUUCUCGGCUCGCCACCACUGGCGUCCUUGUCUGUCCUUCUUGGCCCCAACCGCUUUGGCUUCAGGUGACGACGUAAGGGUUGUUGCUGCUCACGACGACGAAGGAGUCUGGUUUGCCUGGCACUCCCAGGAUGACAGCGUUCCCUCUCGCUGGGUCCCGGGCAUCACAGCUAUCCCACCGGAGCGGGACAGGCUGCUGAUCGCAGCCCAGGAAUCAUACCGCCACUUCUUGAGCGCUGCCAUGGCGCAGGCAGCUUCCGAGGGAUCCGGCAAGGUCUUGUUUCUCCCUUCCGAGGAUUACUGGUGCAUGGCAGCUUUAGGCGAUGCGAUGACAUCCAUGACCGGGGCCUGUAAGGCCGUGCAGGUUUCUGUGCCCAUUAGAUCAAAAGCCCUAGCAAAGCUGCAGUCGAGAGGACAGUGGCCACAUGGUCUUCAGGCGGUGAAUCCCGGAGAGGUGCCGGCCAAGGAAGGUCUUGCAGCGCUGGAGCCCUUUGUCGCCGCAGAGGCCCGCCCCUGGUGCAUGGCAGCAGCUUUGCGCCGGCGUGGCACACUGAACUUGCCGGUGCCGGCAAGCAUCCACAUCCUCGCGGUGCUGGUGGAGUGCCAGGGCGUCUGGAUGGCGAGGCAGCCUCUUGGCAGCCUCUGUGGGCUCUCGAUGAAGGCAGCAAACCCCUUCCUGGUACCAGCACGGAAUCGUCCGCUGGAGUGCAACCUGUGUGAGAUGGCCUGGCGCCCGCUGAGUAGCCCGCGCCGUGUGCUUGAGCUGGACCUCUCAUCCAAUGGCGCCAAAGAUGCUUCAGCAGUCGAAACGCUUGAGGUGGCCACGCCGGGCCGCUGCCACGGGAUCGCAUUCUGGGCCGAAUUUGCGGUCGAGGCUGCUGUUCUGAGCACAGGCCCUAGCGCCUCACGAGCACCCACGGGUUGGAGUCAAGCGCUGCACCUCUUCGAGGAACCUGUCGGCCUCAUGGAGGGCAUGAUGCUGGAACUGCACCUCGCAGUGGAGGGUGAAGAGGCCAGAAUCCAUGUCCGUCCUGACAUGACCUGCAUCAGGGCCGCCUGCCGAGCUCUUCAGGAUGAGAAUGCGUCGGUUCGGGCACUGGCAAUCCCCAUGAUCCGCACGCUGAUAGCAGGUCAAGAUCCCAAGUGCUGCGUGGCGGCUGCCAAGGUCGCCGCCCUCGCGAUGGAACAUGCGGAUCCGGACGUGCAGCACGCGGGCUCGCUGGCCCUUGUAGGCAUCUCGAAAGUACAGAAUGGACCACCGGUGGAGAAGAAGAAGAACAUCAAUGCCAAGAUGACCUUGCAGCAGCAGAUGGAGAUGCUCCGAAGCUCGCAGCUGGCGACGCUGCAGCCACGGAGGCAGUACAACGAUGCGGGGGAUGAUGCCGACGAAGAGACGUUCCCAAAAGUUAGCAACGAGGAGCUCGAUGUGGUGAUUGCAAUGUUGGAUCGGGCAGAGCUUCGUGCGAACGGCCAGGAUAGCGACGACUCGAAAGAUCAAGUGGCCGCAUCCAUUGUUCUGGACACGCUCAAUGCCAUGGCAGAGCGCAGUCGAGCUGCGAACGGGAACGCGCAGCCGGCCGCUGAAGAGGAGGCAUUCGAAGAGGUGGAGGAGUGGGAGGACACCUCCGGCAGCGAGGGCACUGACACCUCCUUCAGCUCAGGCUCGGGUGACGAGGACCGCGCGCGAGCAGCGCCGAAGAAGCGGCUUCAGGAAGCCGUGAAGAAAGCCUUCAUCGGCAAGCUGGCGGCCAAAAACACGAAGACGCUGAAAGCUAUGGGCGGUGAAGGAGGUGGGCCUUCAAUCGCGGAGAAGAUGCGCAAGGUCCACCAGAAGGAGGGACAAAUGCAAUCUUGGAGGAAGGUGGAAGCGCUCCUGAGCUCCGGAGACCUCCAGAAGCGCCAGGCGGGGCUCAAGGAGGUCUCCGCAGCCGCAGGCAUCUCUGCAAGUGCGUCUGCCAAGGAGGGGGUGGCAUCUGUCACGCAGCGCAAGGCCCAGGCCAAGCGACUCCUUCGGACGAUGGCGACCUCAGACCCUUGUUGGCAGGUGCGCGAGGCAACCCUGGACCUCUUCGUGGAGGUUGCCUCGGAGGUGAACGUUGACUUCAUUCCGGCGGCACUGGAAGCCAUGGGCGAUGCGAUGUGGCAGGUACGGCGCGCGGCGCUGCGUGCAUGCUCGGCCCUUUGUGCUAGUGGUGAGGCAGUCCUCACGCCGGAGGACAUGGCCGAAGCUGUGGAGGCUGCUCAGGGCCUCGUGCCGGAUUGGAACAGCUUCGUGUCUCUCGAAGCUCUGGGAACGCUGGAGCGCUUCUCAGAUUUGGGCUACCGCCCCACGUCUGGCCUUGAACAGGCCUUUGCCCGCGCUCUGCACCACCGGGAUAAGGAGGUGCGGGAGAAAGCUGGGGCCACCCUCUACCGCAGUGCGAACACCUCCGGGCAUGAGGAGGCAGCUGCCCAGGCGAUCGCCGAACUCUUGGCCUAUGUCGACCUGGAUGUGAAGCUUGGGAAGGACGAGGCAUGCCUGCUGCUCAAGCGGCUCGGGCCCACGAGCAUCUCUGUUGGUGCCGUCAGCAGCCGGAUCUCGCAAGGCUACGACGAGCCCACACGCUGUGCGGCCCUGACCGCACUGGCCGAGUUUGCAAAGGCAGGCGAGGAGCACCCACCUGGAACGGCCGUGGAGGGCGACGAGCGCGAGAAGGAGAAGGAGAGCACCAAUGAGAUCCGAAAGGUGCAAGAACGGAGCCAGUGGGCUAUGAAAGCCGCCCAGGCUACGGCCCGUCUUGGGCUUCAGGACCCAGCGGCUGUCGUGAGACAGGAAGCCAUCGGAGUCAUGGGAGGUUUCGGACUAGAAGCCUGGCAACAAGCGCUUCAGACGGUGCAGGGCAUGUUGGAGAGCCUUGGCUUCAAACUUGUUCCACUCUUCUUCCGGCACCGCUCCUCCUUGGAGCCUUCCUGCCGGUGCUCCGUGCUCGAGGCGGUGGCGAACCUUUUCGCGACGUCGGAUGCCAUCCAGAGCCCGCAGGGUGGUCCAGCCGAAACCCUGGGAAAAGACGACCUAUCUGCCAUUCUCGAGCUCAUCGCAUCCUGUUUCGAAGAUCCCGAUGCGGAUGUCCGGAACGUGGCGACCUCCGUCCUGUGCGGGCUGGCUAUGGGCGGCAAGGGCGGUGGCUUGGAGUUGAUUGAUGUAGUCCUACAACUUCUGUUCAGACUCAGUUAA
Molecule: messenger RNA, 3948 nt
Organism: Symbiodinium sp. CCMP2456
Lineage: Eukaryota; Dinophyceae; Suessiales; Symbiodiniaceae
Source: the annotation of a GenBank genome assembly